AAUGUAUAUAUUGAAAUUAACCAAAUUCUAAUCUUUCACAUGUUUUUGCCAAGCGAGUGUCAUAUGUCUCAGCGGUCCCUGGGUGGCGGUCAUUUGACACUGAAUGUCAAAAGCCUAUCCUUAUAUCGGGUAAAGUAUUUAUAAUUUAGUGACUUUGGCCCUUUAAAAAGGAGACAUAUAAAGUCCUACGAUAGUUGGCUGCCGGUAUUGACGUUACAGAGUCAUACAGAAUAGCCAAUAGGGCAAUAUGGAGAGGCAACCUACAUGAAUAAUUACUGAUUUUGAGUUAGACAAGCGCGCGACGUAUAAUAUUGUAUAAAUACAGCAUUAAUUCAGGUGUCUGGCCGGCAGAAUGAGCGAAAUGUGGCGCGAUGAAGUUCACGAGAAAGACAGAAAAGAAAAGCUUGCUACGUAUCUGUUUGCCAUGAAAGAAGAUUUAUCGGAAUGGAUCGCUGGACUUAUGAAUAUUACGGUGAAUGCUGAUACAUUUAUGACUUUGUUAGAUAACGGGGUUCAUUUAUGUCGCCUUGCCAAUAUGAUUCAAAAAGCGGCAGAAAAGUACUUGAUCGAGAGCCCAGAUUCUACUCUUAAGUUGCCCAGAUUUGUACCGACUUAUAAAGAACGCGGAGCCACGCAUGGCUCGUUUGUGAGUCGUGAUAAUGUGGCGAACUUUAUUCGUUGGUCUCGAGAAUUGGGCAUACAAGAUGUGAUAAUUUUCGAGUCUGAGGAUUUAGUCUUACAUAAAUUUCAAAAACCUGUGAUUUUGACUCUACUUGAUGUCGCUAGAAGAGCAUCGAAGUUUGAUAUAGAACCGCCUGAUCUGGUUAUUAUGGAGGAACAAAUUGACGAGGAGAUUGCCCUCGAACAACAGGCUAUCGCUCUCGAACAAGCAUGCCAGCAAGCUGUAUCGAUGUCUGAAGUUGAAGUACAUAUAAAUAAUGAUAAUACGAAGCCCGUUGUUUUGAAACCUAAGAAGAAGUGUGCUCCUAAGAAGGUCAAAAAUUUCAUCCCAAAAAAUCUGGACACGUUGGUAAGUUAUAAACCUUCAAAUUUUCAUUGGAUUCAUGACUGUUGUCUUCCCAUUUUUGGUACCGCGGUAAACAAACAGUCAAGAGGUUGGCUGAAGAAUCUAGCUGGCUGAAAAAUAUAAAUACGAGUGUCUGUAAGUUAGAAACGGCGAUAGUACUUUUUAUAUUUUUCUAGUAGCGAGAUCCUCGGCAAAGCUCUUGAACAUACAGUACUUCAUUAAACUCAGUUAUAUGUACACUGAAAUUUCAUGUUAUGGAUUUAACACUCCUGUCUGUGAACAUAGGAUUUUGGAAUGGCAUGUUUAAUAUUAUUACUGGCAAGAAAUUGAAAAUAUUGAGGGUUACAAGUACGAUAUUAUGACAUUUUUCGUGUUAGAGCUCAAAUUAUCAAUUAGAGAAAAUAUCUGUAAUAAAUUAUUACACCAGAAAUGUUCCUUUUGUCUUGUAUUCGAUAAUAUGGGAUAUCUUGUGUUUCCCAUCCGGAAAAACAGCGAAUAUCAAAAGCAUUUUAUUACUUUCCUUUCCUUUCGAAGGAACUGAAUGUCAGCUCAAAAUAUUGAGCAAAGUUUUAGAUUUGCUUUAAAUAAUGAAAACCUAGUCCCAUGACUUGGCCAGUAUUGUAUUACUAGAUCGACCAUUAAAUUAACGAUCUAGAAUUUACUAUGUAUUAAAUGACUAAUGGGAAAAGGAAGGAACUGUCAUUUUAUAAACCCCUGGUUUUAAAUCUUCAAAAUAAGAAACAGAAACUUAAAAAAAUAUAUCACUUUUCAUCAGGAAUGUUUGCUAUAGGUCUAGAACAGUGUUCAUUUUUUUUAACUUUUUUUUUUUGAAAUUCGAGUCGUGUUGUAAUUAUAUAGGAAUUAUUCGAUGUACGUGUUGCGAGCAACUAUAUCGGCCAACGGGAGAACAGCUGUUUAAAACGAGCUAUAUUGUUGUCUGUUGUAUUGUGUGCUUCAUUUCCGUGCGUUUCCCUGUGCUUAUCGUUAUUUCUAUUGAAAAUAUCGCACUACAUUGUCACUUUGUGUUGGGAACAAGUCUUCUACGCGUAGCUUAUUUUUGGAAGUAUAUUUUCGCUGCGGUUUUCUGUGAGCUGGCUUUAUUAUAAAUACUUUAUAGGAUGCCUAUUCUAUAGACUUUACAUGAAAGAUGUCUUGAAUAAGUUAUGCGUAAAUUGCAUUCGAUUGUAUGUAUAUAUUAAUAAUUUUCCUCGAGCUAUUGUAUGGUUAGAAGCGAAGCUUUGUUCACUGCCAUUCAUUGAGCGCAUUUAGUUUAUGAGUUAAAAAUCCCCAACAGCGGUAAAACAAGAACGACUACAGUUUUUGAUUAGUUAGAGCUAAGUUUAAGAUAAUAAUUUCCGCAGGUGGUUUCAAAUUCAUUAACAUGUCUGGCUCGAAAAUAAACGAUUUGUAUGUUGGCUGUCUGUUCGAAAUCUAAAUUUAAACCAAUUGUUGCAAUUUUAAGCUAGCUAUACAGCUACGUUUGUUGGCCAAGAGUUUGACCCAAAUUCUAGUUACUCGUAGGUGGUUUAAAACAUCGGAAUUUAGCAAUUUAAGAUGAUGUAGAUUUGGGAAUGAUGUUGCCUGUUGGGUUCCGCGUCAUAUGAUAUUGAUCUCAAGAGUAAUGCCUUUCAUGCACCUGUAGCCGUCACCCGACGUUCUAUCAUUCCAGCUUAAAAACGCAGUUGUCUGUUCAUAAUUUUACCUCAGUUGCAUGCUGUAAAGGUGUUUCCAGUUUGAAAACAAACUUGUGCUUCAAACAAACUUGGACGCAUGAUGCAACAGCUUGAUAAAUAUAAGCAGACCUUCGACGUUCGUCUGGCUAGUAUAAAUCUCAAGAGCCAAGGCUCAUAAUCUCAUAUCAUCCUGGGAAAAUUCCCAGGAUUAAUUGCCAAGGAAGUAAGCGAUUUCCUGCAUGGCUUUGCUGUUUGAGGAGGAGAAUUUUUGAGCUUAUUUACUUAACAGAAAUCAAAUUCCAAUCUUCUGAGCAAAUUUCUUACAGAAGAUUAGCUGGUUUACCCUAUCGAAGUUUCUGUGAUCACAGUAGGAAUUUUGCAUAGGUAAAUUCUACGUUUUGAAGGAUUUGUAAGAAAUGUUUGAAGGAACUGGUCAACGCAGUGUUAAACAAUAAGUCUUUUCCCUCAAAACAUUCUUACAAAUCAUUCAAAACAUAAAAUUUACCUACACAAAAUUCCUACUUUAAUAGUGUGAACUAGCCUAAAGGCUUAACUAAUAUAAAUCUCGAGUCAUUAAAAUUUUUUCAAGCAUCAGACUUGGCGCCCAGACGUGGGAAUUUAAAAGAGCUAAACAGAUACACAGAAAUAUUUUCAUUUCAAUUUAUUUAUCAGCCGCUAAUCACGUAAUCUUUUAAACAUAUAGUUUUCAAUGAAGAAAUGUCUGGGCCACUUUCCCCGAAAAACGUUAUUUCUUUUGUCGGUUAAUAAAAUGAAAUUGAUAGGUCUAACAGAUGUCCUAUUGCCGAGUGCAAUCAGUGAACUGAUAAAUGAUGCAUGGCGACAAAAAAGCAAUUCAGAACACCCCCUCCCCUCCCCCGCUUGUGAAGUCCAGCACCACCCUAAAAAAAUCUGCUUGACCAUUCAUUUUCUUCUUUUAGCAGAACUUCUACUGUUAGCGCGUGUCUAUUUCUUGAAACGAUUUAAUUGAUUUGUGAGCUCACGAGAAAACACUCAGAACACUUUAGUUAAAUAUCAUGGUUAACUAUAUAAACAUGUCGAGGUUGUUAUACAGCCAUAUUUUGAAAUAUGCUGUACUUGAACAAGCAAAUUUACUGUACUGUGCUACAGCAACUGUCCAGUCGAUAUAAAUUUUAUAAACAAAAGAUAUGUAAAACGUAACAGAACGACGAAUAUGCAGAUUCGGCCAUGUAAAAUAAUGAUAAUGUUGGGAUAGUAGCGUUGCAGACUGCAGAGGAGAGUGGGCAGUAAGGCUCCCUCGUGCACCGUGAAGCGGCUAGAUUUGAAAAGAUAUAAGGCUAGAUCUGCCCCUGAUUGAGAAUGAAUAAUUCUUAUGUGAGUUCUCCUUCAUAUAUUAAACAUUGUUCCCUUCCCUCUUUUACUCAUUUUCCCUAUUGAACGAUUCUUCUUACUUUCCGUCCAAGGUAAAAGAAGUUGUCCAACAGUGUACUUGUGAAGAUUCGUUUCCUGUCGAAAAAAUUGCGGACGGAAAAUAUAAGAUCGGGGAGAACAGAGUGCUCAUUUUCGUUCGAGUCAUGAGAAAUCAUGUUAUGGUCCGUGUCGGUGGGGGCUGGGACACUUUGGAAAAUUACAUUCAAAAACACGACCCUUGCAGAACUGGAGGUAGCUGUAACAGCUGUUUUAAAAUCUCAAUCGUUUCUUAA
Paramuricea clavata is the source of this 4382-nucleotide messenger RNA. NCBI's taxonomy places the organism in Eukaryota, Metazoa, Cnidaria, Anthozoa, Malacalcyonacea, Plexauridae. The record is from the annotation of a GenBank genome assembly.